AUGCCAUCGCAUCUCCGGAUUGACACCUCGAACAACGUGCUAGGUGGUCCCUCAUCCGGCUGCAGUCUGUCUUCCAAUUUCACUCCAGUCUCUGCUCGCAGCUUUCGGAGCAUCUCGUCUGCGUCUGCGUUGUCCUCCGCAUCUGCUGCAUCUCGCAAGUUGACUGAACGGUCAGCUUCCAGCAAGGGGGGCGUCACAGUGUCGUACGCGUCAUGCUCGCCUGCUCAGUCAGACGACGAAGACGAUGAUGGGGCUUACGAGUAUGUUCUUGCCAUGCACGACUUUGUACCGCAGGCGCAGAACGUAACAUGUCUCGCCUUUCGAGCCGGCCAAGUUAUCCGCGUGCUCAACCGGGACCCGAGUGGUUGGUGGGAUGGCGAGCUAGACGGGCGAAGGGGCUGGUUCCCUAGCAACUACGUGAGUUCCGACGUUGGACUGCUGACGGAUGAAGAACUUCCGAAGACGAAACGCCCCCAAUCUAGGCACGCGGCAUCAGUAUCAGUCGCAUCCGCCGCGUCGUGGGCGACCGGCGUAAGUUCCGCACCAGCGCAUUCGCAGUCAUUCGCGAGGACAGACCAUCGCCCAAUACCAGGAGGAAGGGACGGAGGGGAUCCUUAUUGCCCGCCGCUCAUGGUCCCACUUCUUCACGGGCUCUCUCUUCUGCAAAACGCUGCCAAGACGCUCCGGGCGGCUCAUUUCCAGCCAUCCACAGCGUACAUCAUUUCAUGCGUGCGCGCGAUUCUCUCUGAUGUAGGUUGCCUCCCACGUGAUGCUCCCGUCCUACGGCACCACGGAAUUCUUGCCCAAGAGCGGAAACGCAUUCUGUCCGACCUCGCAUCGCUCGUGUCUCAAGCGAAGAGAGCAUCGGACGAUACUACGAAUGAGGACUUGCGCGAGUUGGAGGUGCAGGCAAUGGUGCGGCUGGGUGGCCAGUUAUUUGCACACGUGCGAGGAUUUCUCGCGCUCCUCGUGCAGUGCGAUGCCAGUCUGCCAGUGCAAGGAGUGCGCAUGCCGGGAUCGCCACUCGGAAUCCCCCGAGAAGGUCAAUGGCUCAGCUCGGAUGACACAGCGGUCCAUUCCAAUGAUACGGGCGCGAAGAACAAUGGUCAUCAGGCGAAGGGCGCGCUCAGUAAGCCACGCAGUGGAAGCGAACAUCGUCCAGCCGCACGAAAAGCUGCAUUGCCGACGAAGUCUAAGCCCUUCCGCGCGAAGAGCUUAGGGGAUCUCAAGGCGCAUAAGCAGACAGCUAUUGACGCAGAUGUGACACAGAUGCCUCUGGGUCCUCAUCACGAGUCGCUUCCUGCCAAGGGAGCCAAUCGUUUCUCCGUUGCGUACCCGUCAAAGCAGUUGGCAGAAGAUGCCGCCGCUCGCCGCAAGGCAGGGCAUCGGUCCAUCAGCAGUGGAUCGUCCUCGUCCUCGCUUUCCUCCGAAUAUUCCGUCGCGCUCGCCACACCGUCCACGCCGGCUUUCCCAGCAGGCCCUGCCACCAUCGCGGAGGUAAUGGAGGUGCUAAAGUACACGCACGACCACUAUCUGUCCACGAUUGCUGCAUUCAUUGGACACGUGCACUCGUACUCGCGCUCAUCGCAUGCCUCGAGCACAGGCCACAUGUAUGACCUCGUGCGCGAGGUGGUCGAUAUGGUGUGCAAGUUGCUCACUAUCGUUGAUGCGGUCCUGAAACAUCCUGGUAUUCCGUCGCAAAAAGCGGAGCUCUUGAAGGUCGCGAAGGAGACUUUGUUCUCGAUUACGAGCAGACUCGCUGACUCCGUGCGCCUGCUAACGAUGCCAGCGGCUCCCGAUCUGAACGAGGAACGAGAAAGGGACGCGCUUCUGAAAGCGGCAACUGGAACGUUGAAGGCUGGAUCGGAUUGCGUCGCUGCCGUCAAGAAGUGUCUACAGCGGUCUACAGGACAGAAACCCUUCAUCAUUCGUCUGCCCUUGAUUGGUGACUCGACCUUGUCAUGCUCACCGCGCAAGUUCUCGAGCCAAGAGGUUUCGCACGGUCGGAGACCGAGCAAGGCGUCAAGUAUGUACGAUCUGCGCGAACGAUAUGUGGCGAAGGAUGUCAAGGGAGAUGAAGAGGAUGUAGUCCUGGAGGUCAAGGAGAAGUCUGUGGCAGAUGCUACUGUCAAAGUGGACGGGCAGUCCACGGACUUGCAGAGCCAACCGGAUUUGCCCAACCCCUGGCAGACGUCUGAAAUGGAUGAGCUGACCAGUCCGAGGUUCCGAUCCUCGGUGGAAGAUAAGCCACUGCCUCCUCUGGAAAUCUGCACUCAGCACGUCCCGCCUGAUCUUUUAUCCCCUGCAUCGCUGGCACAGACGGACGAUGACAGGACGACAUGGGAGGGAAGCCAGCAGUGGUCCCAUUCUCCGAUGUCAUUCGAGGAGAAGUUGGUGAAUGGUAGUCUGCCUGCAGUUCCCGAUCAGAACGUCCCUGAGGUUGCACGGAGCACCACAGUGGCAUGGACGCUGUCGCACGACCACGCCGCCGAUGAUGUGGCGUACAACAGCGAGGGUCAGCUGGUGGGCGCGACGCUGGCAGCGUUGGUCGAGAGGAUGACACCACAUGACACCCUAGUAGAGCCUUCCUUUGCCGCCGUGUUCUUCAUGACAUUCCGGCUGUUCACGACACCCGCGGAGCUCCUCGAGGUGAUCAUCGUGCGGUACAACACGGCGCCUCCGCCAGGGCUGCCGGAGGCGAAUGUCCGCUUCUGGCAGCAGCGUAAGGGCCUACCUGUGCGGCUACGCGUGCACAACUUCAUCAAGGCCUGGCUGGAGAUUCACUGGCGUCCGGAGACGGAUAAUGUCGUGUUGCCUACGCUAUUGAACUUUACGCACGAGGGGCUAUCGUUCAUGUUUCCCCAUCCGGCGCAGCGAAUCUUCGAACUCAUCGGACAGUGGCAGAUGAAGGGUGGUGAGACAGCGGCAAGCACAAAGGUUGAGCGGGUAUCGAAUGUCGGCAUCCCCACGAUCCCCCAUACUGUGCCGCCUUCGGAGGCUCCUCGGCCUGUCAUAACGAAGGCGCUGCUGAAUGCAUUGAAGAACGGAAAUUUUGGAUCGGUUUUCAUUACCGACUUCGAUGCGCUUGAGUUGGCGAGACAGCUGACAACAGUGGAGUCUGCGCUCUACUGUGCGAUAAGGCCCGAGGAGAUACUGGAGAUGGGACAGGAGAACGCGACGUAUCCUGUGAAUGUCAAGGCGGUCACUUCGCUCAGCACGGCGAUCACCGGGUUUGUUGCCGAGAGCAUCCUGAAUGAGUCUGACACGAAGAAGAGAACCGCCUUGGUCAAGUAUUUCAUAAAGGUGGCAGAUCGAUGCGUGUCUCUAAACAAUUUCAGCACUCCGCGGUCGAUAUUGGCUGCUCUGGAUUCGUCGACCAUCUCGCGACUCCAGCAGACGUGGAUGGGCUUGCCACAGAAGAACAGAAUGCAGCUCGAGGCGCUCCGGAAGCUCGCUGAUCAUGCGCGCAACUAUUUCCACUACCGAUCGCGGCUUCGUAACACAGCGCCUCCUGCAGUGCCCUUCCUUGGUCUAUACCUGACGGAUGUGACUUUCUGCCGGGAAGGGAACCCAUCCUUUAGAACUUCGCCCAAGUCAGCUGAUAAGAAACUGUUGAACUUCAACAAGUACCACAAGCUGGCGCGUAUCGUGCAAGACAUGCAACGCUUCCAAUCCCCGUAUAAUCUCAAGCCGAUUUUAGAAGUGCAGGAAUACUUGCGAGACGCGUUUGAGAAAUCCUCACGUCGAGGCGACCUGCAAGAUCUGUACCGUCGCAGCCUGCUGAUAGAACCGAAGCAGCCGGCAGAUACCCCUCCCACUAGCGACGUGCGACAACUAUUCAAUUGGGCAAGUCGCUCACAGUCCAACCAUCCUACUCCCACUCCGAUGUCAUGA
This is a messenger RNA of Laetiporus sulphureus 93-53, 3894 nucleotides long. RefSeq names its product ras GEF. NCBI's taxonomy places the organism in Eukaryota, Fungi, Basidiomycota, Agaricomycetes, Polyporales, Laetiporaceae. The transcript has 6 exons. Gene Ontology annotation, cellular component: plasma membrane. Gene Ontology annotation, molecular function: protein binding; guanyl-nucleotide exchange factor activity. Gene Ontology annotation, biological process: Ras protein signal transduction; positive regulation of GTPase activity. The record is from RefSeq and is a predicted model, not a curated record. Bases 1 to 3894 code for a protein of 1297 amino acids.